Messenger RNA from Cyprinodon tularosa, 1312 nucleotides. RefSeq lists its product as uncharacterized. Bases 436 to 1065 code for a protein of 209 amino acids. The transcript has 5 exons. The record is from RefSeq and is a predicted model, not a curated record. NCBI's taxonomy places the organism in Eukaryota, Metazoa, Chordata, Actinopteri, Cyprinodontiformes, Cyprinodontidae.
GCCCUGCCACCGCCCUUGCCAGCUGUACCGUCCCCGGCCUGGCUCCUCACCGUUUACGGUUAUGAUGUGGCGGUGCGGCUGGAGGAGUACAAGGCCCGCAUAACGUCCACCUUCGGGUCCAUCCUGAAGAUGGAUUCGACUAAGAAGGUGACGAAGAAGCUCGCCGGUGCCGCCGCCGACACAGCCGCCUGGGUUACAAAUGUGGGUAACGAGCAUGGCCAGGUCCUCAUGAGCGUCCUCACCUGCUCUGAGGGGUCCGAGGGCCUGAGCUCCAUGGCGGCUGGACUGAUGCGGCGGUACCGAGACGCAGAGGUACCUCCCCCGCAGCUCAUGUAAGUCGACCGGGACUGCUGCAGCAGAGACGGCGUGUCGAAGACAGCUGCCUUGUUUCAUGAGUGGGGGAACCUCGUGGUCCGUCUGGACAUCUGGCACUACAUGCGACGUAUCGCAUGUGGUGUCACGACGGAGAGCCACGAGCUAUACCCCACCUUCAUGAGGCAGCUGUCUCAUUGCAUCUUCGAGGUGGACCCUGAAGAUGCCCGCCGUCUCACCGACGCCAAGCGGUCGGAGCUGGGGAGGGAGCACAGGAUGUUCGACCUGAGCGACACCGAGGUGAUCCAGAGGAUCUCCAAGGAGGAGCGGAGAUUGCACUGUCGCCCCAGGACGCGUGGGGCAGAGCAAACCACUAUCCUCAUCCAGAACCUCCUGGACACCUUCCGCGGACCUGCAGGGAGAAACACCCUGAACAUCCCGCUGCUGGACGAUCUCCGCAUCCAGGACAUCUGGAACACGCAGAUGCGCCACCUCAGCUGCAUCCAGGACCCGCCCGGCGUGCAGCUUUACACCCAGACUGGGACGCUGACUAAGGGUGGAGUUCGACUCCCCAUGUAUCGCUGUGCCAGGGGUUCCACCUCCCUGGAAUCGUUCCACCUCCACCUGAACCGUUUCAUCCCAGGGACGUCUGCGAGUGCCAGAUACUUUCAGGUGUUCCUGGUAGAUGGAGUGGUGAGGUGGAACGAGGAUCGAGCAGCUGCUGCAGCGCCGGCGAGGGCGGCUGAGGUUUAGGUGCGUCUGCAUUCCUACAGUGGCCACCUCAAACACGCCCUCAACCAGAAGUGCCACAGGUUGCGUGGACACGAUCUGGUUGAGGAUUUCACCAAGCCCGCUGCGUACACAGGGGAGCUCAUCGGGGUGGAGUACCUGUUCCAGCAGACGGGCAGCGUGUUUGAGGAUAUAAGUGAGGAUCCUGACACUCCGGAUGAGACGGCUGCUGUCUCCACCGUUGAGGAAGAGGAUGAGGGGAAACAGGUGG